GGACAACCAAACAUCUCAAAAAGGGAUAUAUAAUACCUAAAGAAAAUAUCAGUGAUCAAUAUAUUCGUUUGGUGAAUUCCAAAUAAGAGAGAAAAACACGUUAAUGAAAUACAGAAAUAAUCAAGGCACAAUCCUGCAAAUACAAUUCAGAACAUUUCUAAGAUACAAUUCUCUAUGUGCCUAUCCACCUGAGUGCUAAACGAAGACGACAACGAAUAAAAAUAUAAUUUAAGGAUUGAAAAAUCCGACAUCAAGUUCGCGAAUAACGUUGUGGGGCUUCAGACGGAGAGUGACCCAAGGUGUCUGGCUCGAAGCACUCAUCGGUUGCAGUUGCAGUUGCACAUUCCCUGGCAGGAUGUUCGCUACCCAGGAUACCAUUUUGAAGCUGCUGACCCUCUGCGCUUUGGCGCAUUCUAUUACCGCCUAUGCGCUGCAGGAGAAGACCCCCGCAUCGGGAUCUGCAUCUGCUCCGCUGGACCCCAGUCACAAGUAUCUGAUUGUGCGGGGAGAGAGUCCUAUCGGAGCCUCCGCCUCCCAGGAGCAUGUGGACUUUGAUAAUGCGGCAACUCUGCUACUGCAGGCCUACAAGUCCCAGCAGACCACGUCCCCGAAUGGACUGGAGGAGUGCAGCGCGCCCAGCCACAAGCCCACCUUCUCCGGCUACGACUACGUGAUUCUGCUGGGCAUGCUGGUCAUCUCGCUGGGCAUUGGCAUCUUCUACGGGUUCUUCCAGAAGGGAGGCAGCUCCUCCAACGAGUUUCUUCUGGGUUCCGAGAUGAGCAUCUUCCCAGUGACCCUCAGCCUGACGACCAGCUUCAUUACGGCUAUCGAGCUGCUGGGCAACCCAUCCGAGAUGUACUUCCAGGGCACACAGUUCGUGCUGAUUGUGAUCCCCAUGGUGCUGGUCAUCCCGGUGGCGGUCAAGAUCUUUUACCCCAUAUAUUUCAAAAUGGAGCUCACCAGCUGCUAUGAAUACCUGGGCAUACGCUUCGGCAAGGAGAUCCGAAUCUUGGGCGCAGUACUCUAUGUCAUACAGAUGUGCUUCUACACGGCUGUUGCUGUCCUCGCUCCAGCCAUUGCCUUGUCCAAGGCCACAGGAUUGGACACCAAAAUUGCUGUCAUUCUGAUUUAUGUGGUCUGCGUCUUUUAUUCCUCGCAGGGCGGCAUGAAGGCUGUGGUCAUUGCCGAUUCAUUCCAGGCUGCAGUCCUGGCUGUGUCUCUUGUUUUGAUUGUGGGUCUCGGCAGCUACUACAGCGGGACUCCCAUUCAGGUCUUUCAGAAGGCUGCCGAACUCAAUCGCUUGGAGUUCUUCAACAUUGACCCCAGUCCCACGACCCGCCACACCGUUUGGUCUGUGGUCAUUGGCGGCUUCUUCUACUGGACAUCGCUGUUCUGCACCAACCAGGCCUCCGUCCAGAAGUGCAUGUCACUAAAGUCCUUAAAGCUAGCGAAGAUUGCUCUGGGCUUUGCCAUUAUAGGUUUGAUUGCCGUUUUCCUGCUCAACUUUUACACGGGCUUGAUGGUUUUCAACCACUAUGCGGACUGCGAUCCCCUGACGGCAGGUCGCAUCUCGGCCUCCGAUCAGUUGCUGCCUUUCUACGUGAUCAAUACGUAUGAGCACAUCUACUCCAUUGCGGGCAUCUUCGUUGCAGGCAUCUUUGCGGCUAGUUUAGGAACUGUGGCAUCUGCCUUGAACUCCCUGUCCGCUGUGACCUGCGAGGAUCUGCUUGCCAAUGGCAUGAACAUCAAAAUCUCUCCGGAGAAGGGAGCAACCUAUGCCAAGUGGAUGUCCUUGGGCUACGGUAUUGCCUCCUUCGGACUGGUGUUCAUUGUGGAGCAUCUGGGCGGCGUGUUGCAGGCUACUCUCACAUUGAAUGGCCUCAUCGGUGGCGUGACACUGGGUCUGUUUGUCCUCGGUAUUGCCUGUAAGCAGGCCAACACUAAGGGAGCCUUCUAUGGCGGGCUUCUAUCGCUGAUUCUAGUGAUCUUUGUGGGUGUGGUGGCCCAGAUAGCCAGUGUGGAGCCACCUCCGCUGGCCACAUCCAUCGAGCACUGCGAUUGUCAUGUGAAUGUGACCAGCAUUAUCGAGGACUUGCUCACCGAAUCAAUGAAUCCCAUUGAGCAGGAAGGAUUCACUUCCUGGCCCAUCUUCCGGCUAAGCUAUAUGUGGUAUAGCAUGAUCGGAUGCCUGUUGACAGUAUUCCUAGGAUGGUUCAUCUCCCUGAUAAUCGACUUUAAGCAACGACGAAAUGUCCUGAAGAUCACCGGCAAGGGCAUCGAUAACGAAGGCGUUUCCGAUGAGGUGUUCAAGAGCGACUCCCAAGUGCAGUACACCACCAACAGCACCAUCACCACCACCACAGCGGUAGACCCACCACUCCCACCCACAACCAAAGAGACUACAAGUGACGAGGGGCAUGUGAAUCAUGCCAUACGCAUCGACGACGAAUAGAAUCGAAUUCGAAUUUGGCUUGGAAUAAUUCCAAUCCAGUGUAUUCCUUGUGUAACCGGUAACCUCUAUGUACAAAGACCAGUCGCAAUCCUAACUGUCCUAGUUUAGUCGCAAGAGUGAUUUUUAGUUUUAAGUCCAAUCAUAGCCCGAUUGCUGCUACACCCCGAGAGCAAUCUUCGACACAGUAUUCUGUACACAAAAUUUUUUUUUUUUUUUUAAUAUAGUCUCUUUCAACCGUGUACACAUAUAUAGUUGAAAGAAUUAUUUGCACGGGCCAACAACGCCACCACACUUUACUAAUUUUACUACGAAAGUGAAUUUACCUUUAGGUUUGUUUUAAGCAACCAUAAAAAUAACCUUAAAUAAACACAUAUAUGUAUUCUUAA
Molecule: messenger RNA, 2838 nt
Organism: Drosophila persimilis
Lineage: Eukaryota; Metazoa; Arthropoda; Insecta; Diptera; Drosophilidae
Product: sodium-coupled monocarboxylate transporter 1
Exons: 7
Coding region: 356-2452 (698 amino acids)
Biological process (GO): transmembrane transport; sodium ion transport
Cellular component (GO): membrane
Molecular function (GO): symporter activity
Source: RefSeq, a predicted model, not a curated record